UCCAGUCAGUUAGUAAAUCACACUCUGAGAAAGUAGUCUUACAGAUCCUUCUUUUUCCAAAUUGUUUGUUAUAUACGAAUUGUGAAUAGAAACAAACUCGAACGAAAACAUAGGAACAAUAUACACCAUCAUGCGCAUCGAUCUGAAGGCCCUGCUGUUGAUCUCCACGUCCGCCGCUUCGGACAGCGUGAUCCGCAUGAGCAAGCGAUUUCAGGUGGGGAAAGCCAGUUUCAUGGUUCGCUACGAGCUGCGGAAGGGUGAGCUGAUCAUCCGCCAUAUAAAGAAGGCCCGAGUUGGCUCCACGCCGGCCAGCCGGCCGAAGAAGCGCCAGCGUCGUCAACAGCAGAAGCUGAAGACUGCGAAUGCUAGCGUGAAAUCCAGCAGUCCGAUCUCGCUGCUUCAAAGCUCCAUUGCCGUGAACACCGAGAGUGUUGUUCUGGUGACCACUGCCAGCCAAACGUCAAGUCGGGAGUGCAGCAGCAUCCAGCUGGAUACUUCGGACCUUUUUCCCACCUUUUCGAAGGAUCAGCAGACCACUAGUUGCGAGAUUCAGUCUUCCGGCAGCCAGACGGAGGAGCAGGUCCUGCAGAGUCGCACCACCCAGGCGAAGAUUUCCGCCAAAAGCUGGGCCACCCAGACCAGGAUACGAAACGCCACCCUGGGCUCCCAGACCGAAGUCUGCUGCAACAACGUGGGUGUUCAGAGAAACAUAGAUGACAAGCACGAGACUACUCAGACCGACGAGGUCGAAGAUGAGCUGAUCAGGCCCUAUCUGCAGGCACUGAUGCUCGAGUCCAUGACGAACAUGAGCAAUAUCAUCAGCAACGAAGUGAUUAGUGCCGUCAGCCAGGUGCUUGAUGUCAGGGGACUUGAAAUAAAAAAAACUACAAAGAAGCAGGACCUGCCCAGGGAGGGAGCCCUAGAGCCGCUAACACCUCUGCCAGUCGACCGGAUCGGUGACAAAUUGUCUUCGGAGAAAUUCAUAACCUUGGCUGGCAUAAGAGGUCUUUUAUCAACGACGACUCUCAAGAGCAGCCAGAGCACGCAGACCGAGAAGGAGGAGGAGAAGGUGGACAAGAACCAGAAGAUGGCGAAGGUCAGCGUGGAGAUGGCCACGCAGACGGAGAAGUUGGAGAAGGAGCGCAGUCGCUGGACCCUAAAGCGCAUCUAGAGGACCGAACCCUCAGUCGACGCGUCCUUGCAACUUACCCAAGCAGCCAGGCCAUGGUCCGGGCUCCCAUCCAGGUGGCACUCAUAUUGUUUUAUGCUUUUGUAGUUGUCACUUUUAGCGAAAUACAAGUGAAUCGAAUCAGA
This is a messenger RNA of Drosophila kikkawai, 1314 nucleotides long. RefSeq lists its product as uncharacterized. NCBI's taxonomy places the organism in Eukaryota, Metazoa, Arthropoda, Insecta, Diptera, Drosophilidae. The record is from RefSeq and is a predicted model, not a curated record.